Messenger RNA from Entelurus aequoreus (snake pipefish), 3720 nucleotides. Its product is annotated as forkhead box protein O1-B-like. Gene Ontology annotation, cellular component: nucleus. The transcript has 3 exons. Lineage: Eukaryota; Metazoa; Chordata; Actinopteri; Syngnathiformes; Syngnathidae. Gene Ontology annotation, biological process: regulation of transcription by RNA polymerase II. Gene Ontology annotation, molecular function: DNA-binding transcription factor activity, RNA polymerase II-specific; RNA polymerase II cis-regulatory region sequence-specific DNA binding. The record is from RefSeq and is a predicted model, not a curated record. Bases 134 to 1915 code for a protein of 593 amino acids.
AGUCGGCUGAGGAUGCCGUGAACGUCACAGCACAACUUCAAAGGACCGCCUUUGCCCGACCGUAACUUGUCUGCGAGCUUUUAUUCACGUGUAUGUGAGAGUCUAUGAUCCCGACGGACGCCUUGACCCAGACAUGGCCGAGGUCCCACCGCCCCAAGUAGACCCGGACUUUGAGCCUCUUACCCGGCCGCGCUCGUGCACCUGGCCGCUGCCGGAGCUCAUCGACCCGGCGAGCUCCACCACAUCCUCCCCGAGCCCCUCCGUGCCGCCGGGAAACGCCUGCAACCUCGGUUUACUGGAGGAGGAUUACGAGGAGGACUGCUCGUAUGUGUCCCAUUCUGACUUCCAUCGUCGCGAAGGGCUGCACCUUCAUCCGCACUUGCAUCAGCCAGGCCCGCAGCUGCCGGUGCCCCAGCAACAGGUGCCCCCCUUGGGGGGAACCAGCCAGAGGAAGAGCAGCUCGUCCCGGCGGAACGCCUGGGGGAACAUGUCAUAUGCUGACCUCAUCACCAGGGCCAUCGAGAGCUCACCCGAGAAGAGGCUGACCCUCUCCCAGAUUUACGACUGGAUGGUAAAGAGCGUGCCUUACUUCAAGGAUAAAGGAGACAGUAAUAGUUCUGCAGGGUGGAAGAAUUCCAUCAGACACAACCUUUCGCUGCACAGCCGCUUUGUGCGCAUUCAGAACGAGGGGACAGGAAAGAGCUCAUGGUGGAUGCUCAACCCAGAAGGAGGGAAGAAUGGCAAGUCACCUCGACGCAGAGCUACCUCCAUGGACAACAACAGUAAGUUCGCCAAGAGUCGACGGCGAGCCACGAAGAAAAAGACGUCUCUCCAAGAAGGCGCAGAGGGAAGAGCGAGCAGCCCUGGUCCUCAGUUCUCCACCUGGCUGGGUAGUCCGAGCUCCCAGAGCAAUGAGGACCUGGAGGCCUGGAGCGCCUUCCGAACUCGCACCAGCUCGGACGCGAGCACACUGAGCGGCCGCCGCUCGCCUUUCUCCUCCGAGCAAGAUGAUCUGGCAGAAGGCGAGGGUCACCUGUUGUACCCUGUGGGGGGCAAGAUCCCCGCACCCUUGCCCAGCCUGUCGGAAGUGUCCGGUGGAUCCAUGGGGGGCUCAGGAAUAGUGAUGGAGAGCCUGGCGGAUAACCUCAACAUGCUGUUUCCCAAGGGCUCCAACUCUUGCUGUUCUAACGGUGCCAUGCUUCAGAGCGGCCUCUAUAACUCCCCUCAGCCACAGCAGGACUAUGAGAAACGCUUGUAUGGCCAAACCAGGAUGAACGCCUUGUCCUCCAUGUGUCCGGAGGACAAGCGGCACUAUGGGCUUUAUGAGAACCAAUAUAUCUGCCCUGCUGGCCUCCUUAAGGACCUCAUGACCUCAGAGGCAGACAGCAGUAGGAACAUGGCCCCCUUCAAGGAUUCACGUGCGUCUCACGGCGGGAGGGGCCAUUGUCCGAUGUCCAUAUAUGACAGCCCGAGCCAACUGGUGGGUCAUAACGGCACAAAAAUGAGUCUGCCCGUUCUUCCCGUGAAUCCACGAGGCCUACAUAACCAGGGUCCUCCUAGCUUGCCGGACAUGAAUAGUCGUAACAUGACCCCCCUGACUAGUCUCUCGGGGGCACCCCCUCAAAUGACCAGCCUGAGGACGCAACUGUUCCACGGUCACCCGGCCCUGUCUAAUGAUGCCAGGGUGGCCUACCGCAGCUACAGGGAGCUUCACACACAUGCUCAUCAUCAGGAGCGGCUGCCCAGCGACCUGGACAACGUGUCCAUCGAGAGGCUCGAAUGUGACAUGGAGUCCGUCCUCCACGACACCCUUAUGGAUGGCGGGGCACUGGACUUCAAUUUUGACGCGGCAGCAGGGGCUCAGGUGUUCCCACAGAGGGUGAAGACCAACACACACAGCUGGGUGUCAGGUUAGGGGGGGUGGAUCUUAUCCUGUAUGCGUGUGUGUGUGUGUUUUCUUACCCACCCAAUUUUGAAAUACUUAUCCACGUUCUUGUCUAAGACAAGAAAUGGUUUAUCCGAAGUUCUUAACAAAUCGAUAUAUCUAAUGUAGUUUGCAGACCUGUUAGAUACUAGAUAUGUGCAUUUUUUUAAAUGAUGCCGUAUAUAAGCCUAAAAUAAUUCACACACUGGCCAAAUUUUGAAUCAUAAUUUUUUAUUUUGUAUUUGUUGAAUUAUGUCUGGAAAUGUCACAAGAAAUUAGCAAAAUGCUGCAAUUCAAUAAUUAUUUUUUUUCAAUUACAAUUUAAAAAAAUAAUUUGUCCCCAAUGUACACAGAACAGAAAAUAUAGCAGCAAAUGGCAAAUAACAAAUAAAUAAAUAAAUCAAUGAUAAUGUAUUUAUAUAGCCUUUAAUGUCGAAUGUCUCAAAGGGCUUUACAGGCUUUACUAAGGCCCCAGCUGGGUGUAGAUGUAGAGACCCCCCUUCCAGGGUGAUCGGCUGCAAUGGAUGCCGAGUGGGUUUACAAUUGAGUUGUUAAAUAAGUAGAUACCAUUUUGGAGUCCAGUCCAUCGAGAAGCCAACAGGUGAUCAUAGGGGGAUCUUCUUCCGGCCUCAGUCAGGUCAGCCCACAGCUAUUGGCACCUAUAGCUAUAGGCUGUAUAUAUUUAAACACAGACUACAAAAACUGAAAUAGUGAAGAAUUACAUAUACAAUAAAGCUCAUGUUAAAAAUGCUACAAUACCCAAACAAGGAAAACUGGACAAACCGGAAGAAAGGUGGAAUAAAUAAAUAAAUAAUAUUUUCUGAAUGAGUAAAACAUUCUAGUGCAAAUAAAUGAUAAAUAAAUGGGUUAUACUUGUAUAGUGCUUUCCUACCUUCAAGGUACUCAAAGCGCUUUGACAGUAUUUCCACAUUCACCCAUUCACACACACAUUCACACACACAUUCACACACUGAUGGCGGGAGCUGCCAUGCAAGGUGCUAACCAGCAGCCAUCAGAGGCAAAGGGUGAAGUGUCUUGCCCAAGGACACAACGGACGUGACUAGGAUGGUAGAAGGUGGGAAUUGAACCCCAGUAACCAGCAACCCUCCGAUUGCUGGCACGGCCACUCUACCAACUUCGCCACGCCACCCCUAUAAAUUUGGUACUCCGCAUAAGGGUGCAAAAUGGCAAAGACAAGUCAGGGAUGUUACAGGUGCAGUGACAUUAGUGGCAUUUACAUGUGCAGAAUGAAGCCGUAAGUUAAGAGCCAGGCAUGUAAAAUAUCUGCGAAAACUACUGUUUAAACCAGGGGAGUCCAAACCCAAAACUGUGAGAUAAAUGCAGUUCAAUUUCAAUAAGCAACCUGAUCCUGUUUCCGUAUAAAUUUUCAAUACUUUGCAUGUGAGAUGGUUAAUUCUCACCAGCUUGUGAACUACAUGAGAAACUCAGGUCAUUGCCCAUGAUGUGUGCUUUUAUGACCUAUAAGCACAGCAUUUAUUUAUGUGGCCGAAUCCAAAACAACCUUUCUUAGUCAUCUUGCAGAAAAAAAAAUCAACAAGCAUAAACACGCACAUGGUCACACAUAACACAACCUGCUCACUGAACUUUGUGGAUGUUAUAAAAAAAAACAUCCCAUCACCAUCAAAAAUUCAAAAUGACAUCCAAUUGCAAAACAUGAUGGGAAAAAUGCAAAACAGUCUCUCCACACUUAUUCAUGUUUGACUUUUAGCUGCUUGAUAUUUCUAAUUGAUUAAAAAGCUUUAAAGAGGUCGUCACGGAAGUAAACAAGCACACAA